Messenger RNA from Oreochromis aureus, 2374 nucleotides. Its product is annotated as hepatocyte cell adhesion molecule-like. Lineage: Eukaryota; Metazoa; Chordata; Actinopteri; Cichliformes; Cichlidae. The coding region runs from base 720 to 1748 and encodes 342 amino acids. The record is from RefSeq and is a predicted model, not a curated record. The transcript has 9 exons.
UCUCUCAGCUCCUGUGUCCUCUGUCCUGCUGGUCUCUGAGUGUCUGUCCCAGGGAGAGAGGAGGGUGUCCUGCUCCUCUGAGGGAGGGGACAGUCCUCAGUACAGCUGGACUCUGGAUGGACGCACACUGACAGAUGCUGAGCUCCUUCCUGGAAAUAAUGAGAGUAACAUGAUCACUCUGAAACAGCACGUCUCAGGACGUCUGGUCUGCUCAGUCAGGAACAAAGUCAGUAAUGUUUUCAAAGAAGAGAAGAUAUCUACCUGUGGAGUAGCAGCUUUGCCAUUGAUCGGCGGUGUUCUCUCAGCACUGGUAUUUCUCUUAUUUGUGGGUGUAGCUGUCAUCUGUGCUCAGAGGAAAAAACAGAACAAACUCUCUACAAAACAAAAAGAGGCAGAGAAAGAUGAUGACCAGGAAGUCACGUAUGCUGAUGUCAGGGUUAUGCUGCAGCAGCAGGGGAAGCAAGUAGAGCAAAGGGUGGAGGCAAAGCCAGAGGUGGAGUACGGCCAAGUCAAGUUUUCAAAGCGACUUCGACACACUGAACCAACAGGAAUUGAUUGUAUCUAUUCCACGAGCACAAAAGAUUUCUACAUAUGCAGUGAGAACAGGUUUUCCAAGGAGCCAUUUAUGACCAUUAAACACUGGAGAUAUGUGCAUGCCAUUUAAUAAAGCACUCUGACAGCUUCCAACUAUGUCAACACACAUUGAACAGUGAGGAGACAUGGAAGCUGUGCUUGGCUUGAUGGUGAUUCUACUGGGAGUGCCUCAUGUUCCAGGUGUGGAAACUUACUGUGAUGGCAGACAGGAUGGAGCUCAGUGUUAUGGAGCUUUGGGAGGAACUGUGGACAUCCAGCUGAUGGACAACACCUCAGAAAUAUCUAGAUAUCAAGUGUUAAAUAAUUCAUUAAAAAUACUAGAUGUGAGAAAGAAUAAGGUUAUUUCUAAUACCAUAGAACAUAGAUAUCUUUUUCCCAGUAAUGGAACAUUUAGGAUCAAUAACCUGAGUAGGUCAGACAGUGGUAAUUAUACCCUUCAAACCUUUGAUUCAGAUGGAAGAUCAUCAGGCGAGCGGACUUUACAGUUGUUUAUUCAAGCUCCUGUGUCCUCUGUCCUGCUGGUCUCUGAGUGUCUGUCCCAGGGAGAGAUGAGGGUGUCCUGCUCCUCUGAGGGAGGGGACAGUCCUCAGUAUAGCUGGACUCUGGAUGGACGCACACUGACAGAUGCUGAGCUCCUUUCUGGAAAUAAUGAGAGUAACAUCAUGACUCUGAAACAGCACGUCUCAGGACAUCUGGUCUGCUCAGUCAGGAACAACGUCAAUAAUGUCUCCAAAGAAGAGAGAAUAUCUACCUGUGGGUUCAUUUUUAUUAACUGCACCGCAGUCAAUGGGACAAUGAUAUCGGGGUGGGUGCAUAAAGCCAGUAACACCCUGUGUGUUGAACCAGCACAGAUUUUUAAGGGAAAUUUGCCACUAAUUGGUGUUCUCACGACGCUCAUCAUUUUCUUACUUGUGGGUAUAGCAGUCAUCUGUGCUCAGCGGAAAAAGAAAAACAGCAAACCUAAAAAACAAAAAGAGGAAGAAGAUGACGAGGAAGAAAUCUUUGCUGAUAUCAGGGUUGUGAAACGGCAGGCGAAACAACUGGAGAGAAGAGCUGAGCUAGAGUUUGGCAAAGUCAAGUAUUCAAAGCGACCUCGGCAGACGGAACCAACAGGAAAUGCUUGUUUGUAUGCCAACGUCCAUAAAGCCAUGUAAUUUAAGUGGUCAGUGCUUACACACAGACUGCACAGCUGAAAGCUGAUGGAGUGAGGAGCUGCUGUCAAGAUGUCUAACUGUUUUUCGUUAAAUGUGAUUUCCCAUCAGAAAAAUAUAAUAUAUACUAUCAAAGGUAAUGCUAACUGAUAUAAAAGUUUAUUUUACUUUCAUUGCACUUCCAAUCUCUUGAUUUAGUAUGUUGCACAAAUACUGUGAGUGUUUUCUGCAUAUAUUCUGUGGAAGCUCUCAUAGAACAUUGUUAUUUAGGAGGGUUGAUCCAAGAUGGCGCCGGUGUGCUUGGCACACCGUCCUCCUGGGCCCUCUACUGUUUGGAGUAUCAGAUCUCCUACCACUGUUAUGCUGACAACAUUCAAAUCCAUUUCCAGUUGUCUGAUGACCUGCCAGCUUCAUUGAAUCAUUUGUCUGACUGCCUGAGAGAGUUCACAGAGUGGCUGUCAGCCAAUUCUCUCAUUUUAAAUGAGAAGAAAACUGAGAUUAUGGUGUUUGAUAGUCACACUCCACGAGAUCAGCUAGCUGCCCGAUUUGGUCUCUUUGCUUGCUUCUUACCGAUACUGUAAGUAAUCUAGGUGUUUUCCUGGAUAGUUCAUUUAAACUGGAUAAACAUG